ACAAGCCUGAGGCCUGGUGUAAACGUUCAGCACCGUUAUGUUCUCCCGACCAAACACCGAGAAACUGCGCCAUACAGCGUUGUUCUGCAUUGAAAAUAUAUAUAACGUAUAUAACAAUCGGUCGGCCACAGAUAUAAGCGCCACUUUGUUUACUUAUUCAUGCAGGAGCUGCAAAUGUUGUGUACAUUUCCUGGCGUCUAAACUGCCCGUGAUCAUAUCAGUGUAUGUUUUGUGUCCUUUUUUUGGAGUCAAACUUACUUGUGUACCAAACAGAUGAUCGAAAUGUCCUAUGUACAUUUUAUUUCGGAGCAUUUUCAUACUUCAUAACAAAGCGGAGUCACAGAUCGAGUCGAACUAGUGUCACAAUGUGUUAUGUUCCUCUAUCGGGGCAGAAUUCUAUCUUGCGCGUAUACGUUGAUGCUUACGGUAAUGACUUCAGCAGCAGGAUCCUCGCGGGUGACGUCAACAUGAAGGCGCUAGAAAGAACUUCAAAGGACACUUCCGUAGUAGGUUUUGUGAAGAAAGCGCAGAGUUUGGCGGCAAUGAAACUGAUGCGGCCUGGUGAAGACACACAGGAGGUGUGGAGAGAGAGGAGGAAGCUCCUAUGGGUGAGGACCAUGGCGACCAGACUGAAAGAUCAGUGCCACUCACAUCAGACACUGCUGGACCCGUUUCUGGACCUGCUCUCAGUGACUGCUCAAAGGAAAUGCAUGUUAACUUCAGAGGAGGACAGGAGCAUCAGAGGAGGGGCUGGGUCUAUCUGGAGGAAGCAGAAGAAACUGGCCUCAGCUGCGUGUCUCUGAAGAGUGACAAGUCCAAGGAGCUUCAUGUUGAAUUCAAAGGUGGACAAGAGCCUUCAGGAAAGAGGGAGGAGCUAAAGGUCUCAGAUGUUCUCCAGCAGCAUCUGACGGAUCUGGACUCCACACUUCAGCUCCUUGACGUGACUGUCAUGACACUGUUGAAUAAGGAGCUCAAAAGAGUCCAAAGGUUCCUCAGUCCAGAUGACCAGCAGUACCUGGAUGAUGUGGAAGAGGAGUAUGAAGAAGAGGAGACGAGGAGCACCACAGAGGCUUUCCUGACGAUCUUCAUCAACAUCCUGAGGAGCAAGAAUCAGGAGGCGCUUGCUGAUCUUCUGUGGAGAAGAAGUCGUGCUGGAGCGUGUGCGGGACGACUGAAGAGGAGCCUGCAGAAGAAGUUCCACAGUGUGUUUGAAGGUGUUGCUAAAGCAGGAAACUCUGCCCCUCUGAAUCAGAUCUACACAGAGCUCUACAUCACUGAGGGGGGCACUGACCACUGGGUGACCCAGGAGCACGAGGUCCGACAGAUCGAAGCAGCAACCAGGAGCAAGGCCAGAUCAGAAACUACCAUCAGACAAGAAGACUUCUUUAAAGCCUCACCUGAGAGAGAGCCGCCUAUCAGGAGCCUGCUGACGAAGGGCGUGGCUGGCAUUGGGAAGACCCUCCUGACACAGAAGCUGACUCUGGACUGGGCUGAAGACAAAGCCCACCACAACUUCCAGCUGGUGUUUCCUUUCACCUUCAGAGAGCUGAACCUGCUGAAAGAGAAGAAGUUGAGUUUGGUGGAACUUGUUCAUCGCUUCUUUCCUGAAACCAAAGAACUCAGCAGCUUUGAAGGAGUCCAGGUUCUGUUCAUCCUGGACGGUCUGGACGAGUGUCGACUCCCUCUGGACUUCAACAGUCGGGUCCUGACAGCAGCUACAGAGUCCACCUCAGUAGACGUCCUGCUGACCAGCCUCAUCAGGGGGAAGCUGCUUCCCUCAGCUCAGCUCUGGAUCACCACAAGACCUGCAGCAGCCAAUCAGAUCCCUCCUGAGUGUGUGGACAUGGUGACCGAGGUCAGAGGGUUCACUGACCUCCAGAAGGAGGAGUACUUCAGGAAGAGGUUCAGAGAUGAGGAGCAGACCACCAUCAUCUCUCACAUCAGGAGCUCACGAAGCCUCCACAUCAUGUGUCACAUCCCCAUCUUCUGCUGGAUCACUGCCACAGUUCUGGAGGACAUGUUGAAGAGCAGAGAGAGCGGAGAGCUGCCCAAGACCCUGACUGAGAUGUACAUCCACUUCCUGGUGGUUCAGGCCAAAGUCAAGAAGCUCAAGUACCAUGGAGGAACUGGGACAGACACAGUUUGGGAUCCUGAGAGCAGGAAGAUGAUGGAGUCUCUGGGAAAACUGGCUUUUGAGCAGCUGCAGAGAGGAAACUUGAUCUUCUAUGAGUCAGACCUCACAGAGUGUGGCAUCGACAUCACAGCUGCUGCACUUUACUCAGGAGUCUUCACACAGAUCUUCAGAGAGGAGAGAGGACUGUACCAGGACAUGGUCUUCUGCUUCAUCCACCUGAGUCUCCAGGAGUUCCUGGCUGCUCUUCAUGUCCACAAGAUUUUCUUCAGCGCUGGAGUCAAUCGUUCCCAACGGACACUUGGGAACAUGCGUCACACAGUUCUGCAGUUCUACCAGAGAGCAAUAAAUGAAGCUGUAGAAAGUCCAAAUGGACAUCUGGACUUGUUCCUGCGCUUCCUACUGGGUCUUUCGCUGAAGGCCAACCAGAGGCUCCUUCCAGGUUUGUUGACACAGACAGGAAGUGGCUCCUGGACCCAUCAGGACACAGCAGAGCUCAUCAAGAAGAAGAUCAGUGAGAACGUGUCUCGAGAGCGAAUCAUCAACCUGUUCCACUGUCUGAAUGAAGUGAAGGACACUUCUCUAGUGGAGGAGGUCCAGCAGCAGAUGAGAUCAGGAGCUCUCUCCACAGAGCAACUGUCUCCUGCUCAGUGGUCCAGCCUGGCCUUCAUCUUACUGUCCUCAGAGGAAGAUCUGGACGUGUUCGACCUAAAGAAGUACUCCGCUUCAGAGGUGGCUCUCGAGAGGCUGCUGUCAGUGGUCCAAGCUUCAGAAGAAGUUCUACUGAGAGAGUGUCAGCUGUCAGAGAGAAGUGGUUCCCUUCUGUCCUCAGUCCUCAGCUCUCCGUCCUCUCGUCUGACACGACUGGACCUCAGUGACAACUACGACCUGAAGGAUCCAGGAGUGGAGCUGCUGUCUGCUGGACUGAAGAGUCCACACUGUCACCUGGAGACUCUCAGGCUGAGAGGGUGUCAGCUGUCGGAGAGAAGUGGUUCCCUUCUGGCCUCAGUCCUCAGCUCUCCGUCCUCUCGUCUGACACGACUGGACCUCAGCUACAACAACCUGUUUGAUCCAGGAGUGGAGCUGCUGUCUGCUGGACUGAAGAGUCCACACUGUCACCUGGAGACUCUCAGCCUGCGAGGGUGUGAUCUGUCAGCAGGAAGUGGUUCCCUUCUGUCCUCAGUCCUCAGCUCUCCGUCCUCUUGUCUGACACAACUGGACCUGAGUGAGAAUGUCCUGAUGGAUCCAGGAGUGGAGCUUCUGUCUGCUGGACUCAAGAGUCCACACUGUCACCUGGAGACUCUCAGUCUGUCAUGGUGUAUGAUCUCCGAGAGAGGCUCUGCUUCUCUGGCCUCAGCUCUGACCUCUAACCCCUCCCAUCUGAGAGAGCUGGACCUGAGUUUCAAUGACCCAGGAGGACCAGGACUGGAGCAGCUGUCCGCUGGACUGGAGAGUCCAGACUGGAGGCUGGAGACUCUCAGGCUGGAUCACUGUGGACCAGAGUGGUUGAAACAUCUGGAGUGAAGAGGUGAACUUGUCCUCGGUCACUGACCAGAACGCUGCUCAGCAGCAUGGUGUCCAGCAGCAGCCAGUGAGGAGCCUCCGUGCAUCUCUAGGAGCAGCACUUUUGACUCUCCUCAUCAUCAAAUAUCGAUUCAUUCACUCACUUCAGACGUUGGCGGAAGAGUCACAGUGUUGUGUUGAAGGUCAUCCGAAGAGACAGAGGCGCAGAAGACGAGUCUGGAGAGAUGCUACUAAUAGUCACAUAACUUGUCAUUAUUUUCAGCAUAUGUGUCCUGAACAUUUCUUCAAUAACUGAGCUGAUGAUUUACAUACUCGCAUAUAGAUGCAUAUAGACAUGCACUCUGGCAUAAUCCAUUUUGUUUUCCUACUUCUACUCUGAGGAGAUACCUCACGAUUGCCACUUAUCACAUUUCAACACUCAUUAUUUUCAAAAAUAAAACGAUGGCUGAAGAUGUGAUGUGGCCUGUGAUGUCUGCGCUGGGAAGAGGCUGACGGCCCACAAGUCCUGUCUGGUGUGUGAGGUCUCUCACUGUGGCCGACAGCUCCAGCCUCAUCCUGAAGAGUUGUCCUUCAGGAGGACACUCUGUCCGCCAGGAGGUUAUCUGCUCAGAACAUGAGGAGGUGAAGAAGAUGUUCUGUUGCACUGAUCAGCAGGUCAGCUGCUCUCAACACUACAAAGACCACGACAUUGUCUCGGCCGCAGCAGCCGAGAGAAGAGAGCGAGAAGAAGAGGAGGGUCAGAUUCUAGGAAGAAUCCAGCAGAGAUUCCAGGAGAGAGAGGAAGAAGCUGUGAAGCUGUUACUGCACCUCAGUCACUGCCGAUCAGAAGCUCUCAGUGAGGAAAACUUGUGGAUUAGAUAUCCUUCAUUAGGAAGGGUGACCUGUCACAGCAGCACAUCAGGAAUCUGUUGGUGGAAGACGACCCCCACGCAGGAAAGGAAAUGAUGCGCCAGUUAUGUCUCUGAUCAGUUUACCGACUGGGUUUAGAGACAAACCCAACACAACUGUUCUCCCUCACAACCUUAACACAUGGCUGCAGGUCUCUACCUCCUCACCUGCUGUGACUCCUGUCUCUACACCUGUUGUGACCCUUUCUACAUCUGCUGUGACUCCUCUCUCUUUCGACAUCUGUUGUGACUCCUCUUUCUUUCUACAUCUGCUGUGACACCUCUUGACAUUUGUUGUGACUUACUUUCUACAUCUGCUGUGACGCGUCGGUCUCUUUCCGCAACUGCCGUGACUCCUGUAUCUCGACACAUGAUUUGACAUGCCUCUCUACACCUGCAGUGACUCCUCUCUCUUUUGACACCUGCUGACUCCUCUCGACACCUGCUGUGACUUGUCUUUCUUUCUACAUCUGCUGUGACACCUCUUGACAUCUGCUGUGACUCCUCUCUCUUUUGACAUCUGUUGUUACUCCUCUUUCUUUCUACAUCUGCUGUGACACCUCUUGACACCUGCUGUGACUCCUCUCUCUUUCAACAUCUGCUGUGACACCUCUCUACACCUGCUGUGACUCCUCUCUCUUUUGACACCUGCUGUGACUUUUCUUUCUUUCUACAUCUGCUGCGACACCUCUUGACACCUGCUGUGACUCCUCUCUCUUUCACCAUCUACUGUGACACCUCUCUACACCUGCUGUGACUCCUCUCUCUUUUGACACCUGCUGUGACUUUUCUUUCUUUCUACAUCCGCUGUGACACCUCUUGACAUCUGCUGUGACUCCUCUCUCUUUCGACAUCUGUUGUGACUCUUACUUUCUACAUCUGCUGUGACGCGUCGGUCUCUCUCCGCAACUGCCGUGACUCCUGUCUCUCGACACAUGAUUUGACUUGCCUCUCUACACCUGCUGUGACUCCUCUCUCUUUCGACAUCUGCUGUGACUCCUCUCUCUUUCAACAUCUGCUGUGACACCUCUCGACACCUGCUAAUAAACCAGCCAUGUGACUGGAGCUCCUCUUGCAGCUUCAGUCACAUGGCUAGUUUAUUAAAACACGAAGACAAAGACGAUGUGGGGCGACUGAGCUUUGGUUGACAAGCAGCGGUCAUCGUUUUAUUUUCGAUCAAACAAGUUGACGUCACAGCAUCAAUGACCAUCACUCACAGCCAUUGCGUAAGCCUCCGCCCGGCAUUGUAAGGCUGGUUUUCACUCAGACCACAAUAGUGCGUGGCACUAGAAUAUACAGGCAAUCGUUUAUCAUUAAAUUAGAACUGCUAGCAAGAGGUUGUUUAUUGAAUUAAAGUGGCUUCUGCUGAUGUC
Synchiropus splendidus (mandarinfish) is the source of this 5915-nucleotide messenger RNA. Its product is annotated as NLR family CARD domain-containing protein 3-like. Lineage: Eukaryota; Metazoa; Chordata; Actinopteri; Syngnathiformes; Callionymidae. Gene Ontology annotation, molecular function: protein binding. The record is from RefSeq and is a predicted model, not a curated record. Bases 605 to 3655 code for a protein of 1016 amino acids. The transcript is spliced from 13 exons.